AUGUCAAGUACGAAUAAUACAAAUGGUCCUCCUGUCUACGAUCAUGGUGAUAUUGCCUGGGUAUUGGCCUCUACGUCUUUAGUGUUCAUCAUGGUCCCGGGUGUAGGUUAUUUCUAUAGUG
Molecule: messenger RNA, 121 nt
Organism: Racocetra persica
Lineage: Eukaryota; Fungi; Glomeromycota; Glomeromycetes; Diversisporales; Gigasporaceae
Source: the annotation of a GenBank genome assembly